UGCACAAUCGCGGUUUUGUUGUUGUUUUGAAAUAGAAGAGUGAAUGCAUUUUAAAAUGCAUUAUAUUAUGCUUAGUUAUUAACUUAAAAAAAACUGUUCCAUCUCAAUUCUGGACCCAUGUUCGAACUUGAGCCUUUCAAAAUAUUGUGUGUUGUUGAUCUAGUGCAUUUGUAGAUAGAAUUAUCCAGAAGUUUUUAUACUGCUAAUGAUGUCUGGUAGCAAAAGUAAGCAGAAAAAACAAUUGGCAGUUCAAGCGAUACAGCAACAUAUAUCAAGAAGUCCGCUCUUAGAACCGGAGUCAAAAAAUGCAAGCACGCAGACGGAGUCGGAAGAAUCUACGUCGCUAAACGACAGUAUUAAUACUAAGCUAAAUAAGAUCUUUUCAAUGCUGUCCCACUUGAACACGAAGGUGGAUGCUUUGGCUGCGAUGCCAUGCCAGCAUGCGAAAGCGUCUCCUAACGGUACGCUGAGCAAAAUUACUUUGCAACCUGUGCAAAGUUUGGCAGAUCUAGAACGCUUGGAAGAGAAUUGCCGUGACGAGAAUUUCGUCAAGAUCACGGUUACAUCGAUUGGAAGAAUACACGGCCGUCACCGAUAUACGGGACGUGGAGCAACAGUAAGCCUUCAAAUAAUUGACUAUUUUUUCGCGCGUGGUUUUUUAGUCCAGUGCUCCUGGACAGGCAGUGGUCGUACUUCUGGCAAAGAAGAGGCAAAAAAGCAGAAAAUCCCGUUCAUGAAAUUUGAUAAAACGAUCGACUUGUUUUAUCAGACUGUACUUCAUUCUGACCCGACCUAUACGGUAAUCGAUUGUAAAGCUUUCUUGCAUCGCUGUUUAAGAAAUGCAAAGCAAAGAUUUGACGAAGUGACUGGAGCCAGAAAACCGGUUUCACGAAAACGAAAGCGAUUAGCAAUUCCCGACAAUCAUUUUAGCACGGAAGACGUCGAUAACGACAGCAACGUCAAUGACACAGUCGAGGAAGAAUACCCGGAAGAAACGGUCGAGAAUAGACCUUGCUCUACAUUUUGGAAGGUUGAAAGUGUGGAGAUAAAAGAUGAGUAUGUUUCAGAAGAUGUUUAAUAUAGAAAUAAUAAAA
Molecule: messenger RNA, 1094 nt
Organism: Topomyia yanbarensis
Lineage: Eukaryota; Metazoa; Arthropoda; Insecta; Diptera; Culicidae
Exons: 3
Coding region: 206-1078 (290 amino acids)
Source: RefSeq, a predicted model, not a curated record